Molecule: messenger RNA, 3570 nt
Organism: Parasteatoda tepidariorum (common house spider)
Lineage: Eukaryota; Metazoa; Arthropoda; Arachnida; Araneae; Theridiidae
Product: choline/ethanolamine transporter FLVCR2
Biological process (GO): heme export; transmembrane transport
Cellular component (GO): membrane
Molecular function (GO): heme binding; heme transmembrane transporter activity
Source: RefSeq, a predicted model, not a curated record
AAGGCUAAUUUUUCCCAAUACUUCAUCCAGGAGUUCUUUUGUCUUCUGGAUUGGGUUCAAAAUUAAAAGGUUACGGAAUCGAACAUCGAUAGUCGUUAACUCAGAAUUGAGUCGGCUGUUCAACCACGGUUAUAAAAUUAAUAAAAUAAGUGGCACUAACAUAACGAUAGUGGAAGAUAUUAGCAUUUUCUCACAGAGUAUGCCCCAACCUUUAAAAUCUAACCUUUAAGAUAUUAUGGCUACCUUUAAGAUACUAUAGCAUUUUCUCACAGAAUAUGUCCUAAUCUUAAAAAUCAAUUUAUAUAAAAUUUCCACUCGAUUGGUGAGCAAAAUUUCGAUUACUUUUCUUGUAAGAAUGAAACAAUGAUAUGUAAAUCACGUAAUUACUAGUCAUUUCGCAUCUUCGAAAUUCCCUCAUUGGAGAGACACAUAAAUAUUUCAUUAUUAGAUCAAACUGUUGAAUUAUUGUCUAGAGCUUGCAGAUAGAUAUACGUAAGGUGUAAUAACCAUUGUAUUAUAAUAGUCUUCUCAUCUUACUCUACUGAAAUAAAAGGUCAUUUUUGUCGAAGCAAGUUUCUUUACUGUCUCUUAACAGUUAGUUUGUAGAACUAUGAUUUUUUAUAUUGUAUUGUGUGAAGGGCUCAUUAUUUAUUCAGUUAUUUACCAUAAGUGCCUAGAAUACAAUAAAAGAUUUCUUACGUCUGAAUCUCAUUUAUUUUAUUUCUCGUAUUAUAUGACUAAGAGAAAAUGUCUCAGUAUUUUUCUGGAAAGUUAAACUUUGUUUCAUCAGCAGAUAGCAGGUAGCUGAUGUUCGAUGAAAGUAAAUAAUGAAGAAACUUGAAGAUUAUUUUUGUGAAAAGUUACUUUCUAAACAAAAUGAGACUACAAAAAUACAUUAGUUGAAGUAAUAAAGGAAUGAAUUGUAAAAAUAGCAGUCACAAUGGCCAUUGACGCGAGCACAAGAAGUGAGAGCUCAGUCUCAACCAUGGAGAAUGGAACUUGCAAUACAACUGAAAUCAAAUGUUAUAAAAGACGAUUCUGGAUGCUUUUUCUCUUCAGUACCACGUCUUUUCUUUGCGGCGUACUCUAUACCCAGUAUGUUGGUAUGGCAGACCUUAAUUGCUGUUAUUACGGUGUGUCUCAAGACGCGGUCAACUGGACAUCGAUGAUGUUUAUGGUUGUUUACUUGGUGGGAGUGUUACCAGCUUCUGUGAUCAUCAACUACAUCGAUUUACGAUGGACAGUAAUCCUUGGAGCACUUUUUAACACAAUUAGUAGUACUGUACAGUUGGCAACUUUAAAACCAAAUGGAUUUCCAUUCGUCUUAGUCAGUUCUUUUUUUGCAUCUUUGUCUGAAGUAGCUGUCUUGGGUAUCCCACCUUUUAUUGCAUCAAGAUGGUUUCCAAGCAAUGAAUUAUCUCGCGCAUGCGCAUUUGGAGUUUUUGGUAAUCAGCUUGGAGUUGGUAUAGGCUUUAUAUUAUCUCCCCUUCUGGUCAGCAGUGAUUGUACAAAGAAAGAAGAAAUAGAAUUUGGUAAACGGAAUGAGGCUAUUUUGCUUACUGCGGUCAAUGCUGUGGUAUUAAUUCUGGCUAUAACAACUUUUCAAAAUUCACCAAAACAUCCGCCGAGUCUCAACGAAAUGGAAAAGAAGUCAGAAGCUUCGCAGUCGAUGUUGAAAGUUAUUUUUAGAAUGCUGAAAAAUUUACAUUUCAUUCUAGUUUUAGUAGUGUAUGGUCUUAUGGCUGGAUCAUAUUUUGCUUUUGCUACUACAUUGAAUGAUAUGAUGCUUCAUUAUUUUCCAAAUUGUAGUGUGGAAAUCGGAUGGAUGGGUUUACUCUUUAUAGCAACAGGUUUAGUGGGAUCAAUCUUCGCUGGUUGGUUACUCGACGUCACACAUAAAUAUAAAGAAAUUUACAUGGGAAUUUGCAUACUGACGUUUCUACUCUACAUCUUAUUCAGCGCUCUAUUGUUAGUGGAUAAGCUGUGGGUUCAAUUUUUAAUUACUGGCAUUCUUGGCUUAUUUAUGACGAGUUUCUUGCCAGUUGGAUUUGAAUUCGGUAUUGAAGUUACUUUUCCUGAAUCUGAGAUUAUAUCUGCGAUGUUACUUAAUGCAUCAAGUAUGGCAUUCGGCAUUCUUAUUACCGAAGUAGUUUCGAGAAUUUUGGACACUAAGGGACCAAUUUGGUCAAAUGCUUCAUUUUGCAUCGUUCUUUUACUGUGUUGCAUCAUAUCAAGUUUCAUCACGACAGAGUACAAAAGACUGAAAAAGAAUAAAGAAACCUUGGAGAAAUAAUUUUUAUUUAAAGGCGUUAACAAGACUAACAUUAAAGUUUGUCGGAUUGAACGAAGAUAGGACCGUUAUGAUGACAAGGAAUUUCAUUUGUAAGAUUCCCAUCUGACUGCAGUUUAAUUGGAAUAAAAUUGCUGCUGUUACGGAGCCAGCGGAAUGUGAAAUUCUUCAAUUUUCAAGUUGCAACAUUUGCUUGACUGUCGAUUUUUCAAACGUUUCAGUUUCCAAAUUUCCAUUAAGGAAAACUAAGACAGUAAAUAAUAAAAAAAAAUUACAACUAUUACUAUCCGGGCAUAAUCCUUCGAAACUUAGAGAUUAUUCCCACUGCAUCAGUUUAACUAUAUUGCCCCAAUCAACUUCUCAAUAUCCCAAUGCACAUUUCAUAUAAAGUUUAUUGAAAUGAAAAAUAUUUUUUGAAAAUACAACUUGUGUAGAACUAUAAAAUAUGUUCUAUUACAAAUAACAGUUUGUCAUUAAAGCACUUUAUAUAACUCUAAAUUGUUUGCUUAAAUAAAAUCAAGAACAGGGGGGAGAGGUCUAAACUGUUUGGUGUUUAAAUAAAUAAAACUUUUUGUACGACAACUAUUUUGACGAUUCGGUGUGUUUCAUAAAACUCGCCCAACACUGCAAAUUAUUCGAAUAUGCAAUAUAAGUUUAUAUAGCAUAAUGAGUUUAUGAAGUUUCAUUAACAGCUUUUAUAAUUUGUUUCAAUGUAAAUAUUAUUCAAGUUUGAAAUGGAUUAUAAUCGGGACCAUCAGCUUAUGUACUAAUUUAGAGACGUUAUCAAGACGUCUAUUUUAAAUUAAUUUGGCAAACAUUAAAAUGAAACUUCUAUUAAGCUGGAGUCUAUGUUAGCCCUAUGCUGAAAAUGACACAUUUUGUAAAACAUGUACAUACAUGUUAGGGUUCAUUAAACUAAUUCAUGAACAUCCUUUUCAAAGAAAAAAAAUAUUAUGUAAAUUUAUUUUUGAUUUUUGAAAUUUUGCAUUAAAAUAAGUAAAUUUAGGAAGGCAAUACAAUAUCUUCUAAUCUAUAACAUUUUUACUGUAAAUAUGCAUUUUCAAAAACCAUAUUCUCAGUGGCAUUUUAUUUAUCUUUUCUUCUUACUACUAUUUCACAACUGCAGACAGUAUUUUUGAACAACUUGUUGAUCUUUUACAUUUACUUCACAAUGUUGUCAUAAAUGUACUCAGUAUUUUCAUAAUAAGCAUAUCAAUUUUCUGAAGCCGUAACUGGUCAUCAGAAAAAUUUAUGUCAAUAAAUUCUUCUAAAUUUCUGAA